This is a messenger RNA of Gymnogyps californianus (California condor), 2136 nucleotides long. It is a transcript of the gene OVCH1, whose product is annotated as ovochymase 1. Gene Ontology annotation, molecular function: serine-type endopeptidase activity. The record is from RefSeq and is a predicted model, not a curated record. Gene Ontology annotation, biological process: proteolysis. NCBI's taxonomy places the organism in Eukaryota, Metazoa, Chordata, Aves, Accipitriformes, Cathartidae.
AUGUACCUGACCCUUUCUUUGAAGGUGUCCUUCAAACUGGGUCAUUUCCAUUUCUGUGGUGGCACUGUGGUCCGAGAAGACGUGGUUAUUACUGCUGCUCACUGCGUGGUCAACCUGGGGCAGAAACUCCUGAAGAGCCUGGCGGUGACAGUGGGGGAGCGUCACCUCCAGCAGGUGGACGGGCAGGAGCAGAGCAUCCCUGUCACUGUCAUCAUCUACCCCACAUUCAACCGGCUGCACUACAUGGAUUGCGAUGUGGCCCUGCUGCACCUGCAGCACCCAGCCCAGGAUGAAGACUUCCAGGCUGGGACGGUGUGUGUGGUUAGUGGCAGAGGCAAGGUGUCUGAGGCGGCUGGGGUGCUGGCUCCUGUCCUGCAGGAGGUGGAGCCGCCCCUCAUCGACAGCCAAACCUGCAGCACAUGGCUGAGGGGCAUGAACUUGCCACCGGUGCAGGGCUCCAUGCUGUAUGCUGGCUUUCCAAUGGUGGGUGGGGACACGUGCAAGGGUGACUCUGGAGGCCCCCUUGCGUGUCUGAGGGCCGCUGGCACCUGGACUCUGGCCAGUGUGGUGUCCUGGGGGAUGGCUUGUGCCAAGAGGGAAGAUGAUAAAAUUUACUACAUGGAGCUGGUGACAUCGAUUGUCAGCUUCUGCCUGUGCACCUGGAAUAUAACAGUGCCGGAGGACAAAAUCAUCUUGAUACACUUCACCAAAUUAGAUGUAGAGUACCAAGUUGGCUGUGACCAUGACUGUAAAUCCUGCGGGGAUGUGUUCCCAACCCCUCUGCUGGCAGAGUCGGACCCGGUCACCGUUACGUUUUUUUCUGAUGGGAGCAACACUGGCCACGGCUUUGAGCUCACCUUUUUGGCUGUCCAUAAGGACUCUGAAGCAGGUUUGGGUUGUGGGAGUGUCGCAACGAUAGUGGAAGAGGGGAAGAUUGAUACUGCUAAUUAGCCUGGCUUGUAUCCCAGGAACACGAAGUGCCACUGGCUCAUUGAGGCUCCAGCAGAGUAUGUCGUAAAGCUGGAGUUUGCAGGCUUUGCUGUGGCACUUAGCUUGGGCUGCAUUUAUGAUGCAGUUACUGUUUACAGUGAUGAAGAAGAAGAAAACCAGUUGGAGGAGGCAGGAAGAGAAGACUCAGGAUUAACUACUGCACUGAUAUUGCCUCUGAAGGAUGUCCCCUUAGACACCUGUGGCCUUCCCCCAGUUACUCCCCAGUGGCUGUUCAAGUGUGUCAGUGUGGCUGAGGAGGCCUGUCCUCACUGUUGGCCAUGGCACACUGCCCUGAAGCUCCUUGGAGACUACCAGUGCGAUGGGGCUGUCAUCAGCCCUAUGUGGCUGCUGACAGCCGCCCACUGUGUGCAGCUAUCCAAUAAACCCUUGCACUGGACUGUAGGAGACCAUGGUAGAGCACUGAGAGAGUCAACAGAACAGGUGAGACAGGUGAAAACCAUCAUGGUGCAUCCCCACUUCAACAUGCUGAGCUAUGACUCCGACAUGCUGAGCUAUGACUCUGACAUUGCCCUGGUGCAGCUAGACGUCCCUCUGGAGUACAAGCUGCUGAAGCCAGUGUGUCUGCCCAACAGCACAGAGACGUUAUCUUCCUUUUCCCUCUGCACUGUGUCUGGAUGGGGGCCCAUCGAAGAAGAUGGGAGCCGAACUAGGCAGCUGCAGCAGACAAAAGUGCCUGUACUUGAGAAUGAAAUCUGUGAGAGAAAUUACUACUUCAGUCACCCUGGAGGGAUCACAGCCAGGAUGCUUUGUGCUGGCUUUGUUUCUGUGGGAGGCCAGGACUCCUGUCAGGGUGGUUCUGGUGGCCCCUUGGUUUGCAACAAGGAAAACGGACCAUUUACUUACAGCGUUGUCAGCUGGGGUGUUGGCUGUGCCAGCCCAAAGAAACCAGGGGCCUAUUCAAGGGUGAGGAUUUUCCUGGACUGGAUAAGACUGCUGAUGAAAGGAUACGUGGGAAGCACAGAGUGCUCUUGGAUACUCCGACUGUCUCUGAAGGGCAUGGCAAAGAUUAUAGUAAAGCAUCUGUCAAUAACAUCAUCACUGAACUGCCAAGAGGAGUUUCUUGGGAUUUAUGAAGAGAGCCAGAGAGGAAGAAAAGUGCUAGGUAACAACAAACAAUCCAGCUGA